AUGGAUUAUGAUGGCUGUUAUUUGUCUAAAAUUAUUCGUUUAAUUGUGAAAAGUGACAGAUAUAAUCUUUCUGAAAUCGCCUUAACAUUAAGGCUUAAUAAACAUGCUGAAAAGGAAAUUUUGCAUACUACUGGAUUUGGUUUUUUUGCCUUCCUGAAGAGGAUGCAUGUUGCAGCUCCUAAAUUUGCUUAUUAUACUUUUGUUUGUUUUAAUGAUGCAAGCUUGUUUCCCGUUCUUCUUCUUCUUCUUCAACACACUUUAGUUGUACCAAAUCAAGGCAUCUCUAUCGUGAAGAAGACUUUUUCAAAAAUAACGACUUCCUGCAUUUUGUUGACAGUCCUAGGGUCACAAUCUCCCAUCCAACGAUCUCCUGCACCAAAUAUUUGGUUUAAAAGUUAUCCAACUCAAUGCUUCGUUAUUUUAGUGAAACAGGGCAUUACAGCUGAAAUGCUGGAAGGAGCUAAAGGAAGUUACAUUUGCCUUGCCUUAAAAAGCCACACACAUGAAUGCUUUUGGAGGAAAAUGAGAUUAAUGAGGGGCGUGAAAUAG
Messenger RNA from Echinococcus granulosus, 549 nucleotides. RefSeq lists its product as hypothetical. The record is from RefSeq and is a predicted model, not a curated record. The transcript is spliced from 4 exons. The coding region runs from base 1 to 549 and encodes 182 amino acids. Lineage: Eukaryota; Metazoa; Platyhelminthes; Cestoda; Cyclophyllidea; Taeniidae.